Messenger RNA from Effrenium voratum, 1868 nucleotides. Lineage: Eukaryota; Dinophyceae; Suessiales; Symbiodiniaceae. The record is from the annotation of a GenBank genome assembly.
AGCUGCACACGGCUUCCGCGAAUCUUGCCCCCCCCGAGCUCCUCUCAGCCCGCCAUGGUGCACACCAUGGAGUCGCCCCAGGAGGCCUUCGAAAGGCUGCGGCAAGCACUGAAUGUGCUAAAGGAGAACCACUACGACCCGUGGAACUGGCACGAGUAUCUGGGUGAUGAGCCAAUCGAUGUGCUCGAUGAGGACGAGGAGGAGGAGGACGCGGAGAUGAUGGCGCUGAAGCCCAAGGCGCGAAAGAACAUCGACCGCCUCAAGAGCCACCUGCUGACGGUUGUGCAGGAGUUGAAUCGCGCUGGUCAUGCAGCUGACCUGGCGUACUACUACAUGUCAGUCCAGCCGGAGCUCAUGAAGGACUGCGUUGUCAUCAUGGGCUCUGCGGGCGACAUCGACGAGGACCUGCUGCUGGAAAGCGGCGACGGCUCCCCGGAGAAGGUGAUGGCUGCAUUGCAGGGCAAGUUGGACUUGGCCAACGAGAGGAUCUCUCAGCUCACGACUGAGGUGAAUGAUCUCCGGCAUCGUCUCAUCGAGACAAAUUGCGAGAGCGAGGAUCGACUUCGGAACUGGUCACGCUGCAAGAUGCAGGCAGAGGAAGCCAUCCAGCGCUUGGACAAGCAGACCAGGACACUUCAUGGGGUGCUGGAGAGAGAGGCCGAGCUCCAAGCGGACUACGAUGACCUCUUUGCGCGGCACGUGCGGGCCUCCAAGAUGAUGAUCUACAAAGCGCGUCAGGGGAUGAGAGAUCGGCUCUUCCUGCAGAACAAGAAGGAGAAUCUGUUCUAUUCCUUCCAGGGCUUCAUAUACAUUGUGCAGCAGGAGAAGGAAGAGAGGAUUCGACGAGAGCAGGAGGAGAUGCGCGACUCCGUGGAGUUUGCGCUGCGGAACGAGGUCCGGUUUCUGCUGGGGGAGAACUUCCGGCACGGCGACGCCCUGCGGCGCCUGACGUUGGAGUCCGGGCGCCUGAAGACCGAGCGCCGCGCGCUGGCACGGCGCAUCCUCUACCGACAGAGACCCUACGAGACCUUAGAGUACCUGCUUUGGGUCUGGGAGCUCUGGCAGCCACAGCGGCCCGUGCUGCGCCUCGAGAAGUCGCUGGAAAGAAACCAGGCGACGCUGGAGGCGGUGAAUCAGCAGCUGACCUGGAGCUCUCGGCAAAUGGUUCCCCUCAUGAACUUCAUGGACCAACUCAGGAUGGAGGUGGUGCGGGAGCAGAUGGAGGGGGAUUUGGUGCGCCGCGAGCUGGUGGCGGCCAGUGCGCGGCAGUUUGCGGCGCUGACGGAGCAGCUGCGGCUGCAGCGCGCCCAGGAGCUGGAGAUCCUGCAGCGGCUGCGGGACUUGGAGAACGAGGCCAAGGACGAGAGGAUCGCCGUGCUGGAGCGGGAGAUCGCCGAGGACAAGCACAUCCACGCGCUCAAGGGCAUGAUCGUGGACCUGGAGUGCAACCUGCGCCGCGCGUUGGACCGCCGGAAGACGCGCUCCUUCGUGGUGCCGGGGAAUGGCCCCAAGUGCGUCAGCUGCGGGCGGGAGACCACCAUCCGCGCCUGGAAGCUGCCUCCCGACCUCACACGGAGUGCCUCGGAGGCGCCGUCGCAGGUGGACUUCUCCCUCGAUCGGUCGCCCUUGGCCCUGCCGAAGCCAGAGAGGACCCCCAGGCUUAGCUGUUCGGACGUUUCUCGUAUGUUGCUUCUUCAAAGCUGCACCGGAAGAGCUGAAGCUGCGUCGCUGCAGUGCCCAAAGGGCCGUCGCAUCGAAUGAAAGGUGUGAUUUAGUCAUACCCAAAGCAUUUCGCGACCGUGACCUCAGACUGAGGAUUGCAUUUUCCCUCGGCAGUCGUGGCGCUUUUAAAUCAAGUUUCUUCUGGC